AUGACCUGCGGAUCAGGGUUUGGUGGCCGCGCCUUCAGCUGCAUCUCGGCCUGCGGGCCCCGGCCUGGCCGCUGCUGCAUCACCGCCGCCCCCUACCGUGGCAUCUCCUGCUACCGCGGCCUCACUGGGGGCUUUGGCAGCCACAGCGUGUGCGGAGGCUAUAGGGCCGGCUCCUGUGGACGCAGCUUCGGCUACCGCUCUGGGGGCGUGUGCGGGCCCAGCCCCCCAUGCAUCACCACCGUGUCGGUCAACGAGAGCCUCCUCACGCCCCUCAACCUGGAGAUCGACCCCAACGCGCAGUGUGUGAAGCAGGAGGAGAAGGAGCAGAUUAAGUGCCUCAACAGUAGGUUCGCGGCCUUCAUCGACAAGGUGCGCUUCCUGGAGCAGCAGAACAAGCUGCUGGAGACAAAGCUGCAGUUCUUCCAGAACCGCGAGUGUUGCCAGAUUCAAAGUGGAGAGAGAAUCCCAGACACAUCCCACAUCCAACCGGAAAGCACUCAGCUAGUCUGCCAGGCCCGGGCUGUGUAUGAGGAGGAGGUUUCUCUGAGAGCAACAGCUGAGAACGAGUUUGUGGCUCUGAAGAAGGAUGUGGACUGCGCCUACCUCCGCAAGUCAGACCUGGAGGCCAACGUGGAGGCCCUGAUCCAGGAGAUCGACUUCCUGAGGCGGCUGUAUGAGGAGGAGAUCCGCGUUCUCCAGUCCCACAUCUCAGACACCUCUGUGGUUGUCAAGCUGGACAACAGCCGGGACCUGAACAUGGACUGCAUCGUCGCCGAGAUCAAGGCACAGUACGACGACAUUGUCACCCGCAGCCGGGCCGAGGCCGAGUCCUGGUACCGCAGCAAGUGUGAGGAGAUGAAGGCCACGGUGAUUAGGCAUGGGGAGACCCUGCGCCGCACCAAGGAGGAGAUCAACGAGCUGAACCGCAUGAUCCAGAGGCUGACGGCCGAGGUGGAGAACGCCAAGUGCCAGAACUCCAAGCUGGAGGCCGCGGUGGCCCAGUCUGAGCAGCAGGGUGAGGCGGCUCUCAGUGACGCCCGCUGCAAGCUGGCCGAGCUGGAGGGCGCCCUGCAGAAGGCCAAGCAGGACAUGGCCUGCCUGAUCAGGGAGUACCAGGAGGUGAUGAACUCCAAGCUGGGCCUGGACAUUGAGAUCGCCACCUACAGGCGCCUGCUGGAGGGCGAGGAGCAGAGGCUAUGUGAAGGCGUUGGGGCUGUGAAUGUCUGUGUCAGCAGCUCCCGGGGUGGGGUCGUGUGCGGGGACCUCUGCGUGUCAGGCUCCCGGCCAGUGACUGGCAGUGUCUGCAGCGCUCCGUGCAAUGGGAACGUGGCGGUGAGCACCGGCUUGUGUGCGCCCUGUGGCCAGUUGAACACCACCUGCGGAGUGGGUUCCUGCGGCGUGGGCUCCUGUGGUAUCAGUUCCUUGGGUGUGGGGUCUUGCGGCAGCAGCUGCCGGAAAUGUUAGGCACCCCAACUCAAGUCCCAGGCCCCAGACAUCUUUCCUGCCCUGCCUUGCUCGGCCCAUCCAGUCCAGGCGCCUGGAGCAAGUGCUCAGCUACUUCUCCUGCACUUUGAAAGACCCCUCCCACUCCUGGCUUCGCAUUUCUCUGUGUGAUCCCCUACUUCUGGGCUCUGCCACCCCACAAUGGGAAAGGCUGCCCUAGAAAGAAGUCCCCUGGCAGCCACAGGAAGGGGCCUCAGGAACAGGAAGGGCCAGGACCAGAACCUUGCCCAUGGCCACUGCCUUCCUGCCUCUCCCCUUCUUCCUCUGCCCUUGAUCUGUGUUUCAAUAAAUUAAUGUAGCCAA
Molecule: messenger RNA, 1806 nt
Organism: Mandrillus leucophaeus (drill)
Lineage: Eukaryota; Metazoa; Chordata; Mammalia; Primates; Cercopithecidae
Product: keratin, type II cuticular Hb1-like
Exons: 10
Coding region: 1-1464 (487 amino acids)
Biological process (GO): keratinization; intermediate filament organization
Cellular component (GO): keratin filament
Molecular function (GO): structural constituent of skin epidermis
Source: RefSeq, a predicted model, not a curated record